Molecule: messenger RNA, 4698 nt
Organism: Choloepus didactylus (southern two-toed sloth)
Lineage: Eukaryota; Metazoa; Chordata; Mammalia; Pilosa; Megalonychidae
Biological process (GO): virion assembly; DNA integration; proteolysis
Molecular function (GO): aspartic-type endopeptidase activity; RNA-DNA hybrid ribonuclease activity; nucleic acid binding
Source: RefSeq, a predicted model, not a curated record
AUGACUAUUUUGCUCUUGGUACUUCCAAGUGAACCCAGUGAUGCUGAUGCUAGGAACGCCACUCGCCAUGCAGGGCAACUGAGCACUAUUGAUGAAGGAAUAUUGACAGGCACCGUAACAUUUGGAGGCCCCAGUGAGAAUCCCUCGGCGUUUGCUGAGGUUUAUCAGUUGAGACAAGUUCUGACUGCCAGUCCUCCCCCAGGGGGGCACACUGAGAGACGUUCCUCAGCCCCGGCGGAGAACCGAGUGGUCGGGCCUCGAGAUUCGAAAAUCUGCCUCUGGAGCCAUCCAGACGUGGGCCCAAAAUGGUUCAAAGAGUUAUUUAUGGAAGACCAGGACAUCCGGAUCAGAUUCCCUAUAUUGAAACCUGGAUCGACGUCCUCGCUGACCGCCCCAAAUGGCUUAAAAAUUGCUCACCACCUAAACUGGCCCUCUGCCUCCAGUCCACGGCCCUCUGCCCCUAGCCCAGGGCCCUCUGCCUCCAACCCAGGGCCCUCUGCCCCUAGCCCAGGGCCCUCUGCCUCUAGCUCAGUGCCCUCUGCCCCUAGCCCAAGGCCUUCACCUCCCAGUCCAGGACCCUUCAUUCUUAGCCUGGGGCCCACUGCCUCCAGCUUGGGGCCCCCUACCCUAAGUACAGUAGGAUCCCUCGUUCCCACUCCAGAUUCUACCACGCCCCUGACAACUCUCUCCAGCCCCCCCCACACCCGUUCCGGGAAUUCAUACGGACCGCAUAGUCAGGUCCUUGUCCCCACUCAAUUACCCCUGAGACAAGUCAUUCAAGGCCCACCUGAAAACCCAAUACCCUCUAUGGUCUAUGUUCCUUUUUCCACCAGCGACCUGUACAUCUGGAAAAAUCAAAACCCCUCUUUCUCUCAAAACCCCCAAGGACUAAUCUCUUUGUUAGAAUCCAUUUUCCUAACCCAUCAGCCCACAUGGGACGACUGUCAACAACUGCUGCAGACCCUUUUCAUGUCAGAGGAGAGAGAAAGAAUCUGUGCCCAGGGACGGAAACUAGUUGUGGGGCCAGACGGUCUGCCAACCAUGGAGGUAGACCACCUCGAGGCUGUUUUUCCCUUCACCCGAGCCCAGUGGGACCCUAACACUGACCAAGUGGACACUGGGGUGACUUUCUCUGUACUCCAAGAAGCAGAAGGCCCUUUAUCGCAAAAACGGACCCCGAUCCAGGGGGCCACUGGAGGAAUCAAGUCCUAUCCGUGGACACAGGCUCGAAUAAGUAACUUAGGGGAGAAAACCAUUACUCACUCUUUCUUAGUUAUGCCUGAAUGCCCCUACCCUCUAGUUGGCCGCGACUUGCUCCACAAAUUGUGAGCAACCAUUUCCUCCCGAGACGAAGGGCCAGAAGUAAACUUCCCAAUGCAGCCGAGUUCCAUCUUAAUUACCUGCCCUCUGUCCAAAGAGUACCUCCUCCUAGCCAGGGAGGAUACUAAUAAACAAAAUGCUGAACUCUUAGUGAAAUGGCAAAAAGAAAUACCGGAGGUGUGGGCAGAGACGAACCCCCCGGGGCUGGCUGGCCACCAACCCCCCAUCAUUGUUCACCUCCUAAGCAGUGCCAUACCUGUCCGGGUCCGGCAGUACCCAAUAAGCUACCGAGCUAAGAAAGGAAUAGCUGUCCACAUUAGGAGACUAAGGGAAGCGGGGAUCCUUGUGCCCUACAAGUCCCCUUGGAACACCCCGCUUCUACCUGUCCAGAAACCAGGGACUGAGGACUUCAGGCCAGUACAAGACCUAUGAGAGGUCAACAAAAGGGUCAAAACCAUCCAUCCAAUGGUCCCUAACCCAUAUACCCUGCUCAGCCUACUCCCCCCCGAUCGAAAAGUGUAUACCGUACUAGACUUAAAGGAUGCUUUCUUCUCACUACCCCUGGCCCCCGUCAGCCAGCCCCUCUUCACCUUUGAGUGGACAGACCCUGAAGUAGGGGAUUCAGGACAAUUAACUUGGACUAGACUGCCCCAGGGUUUUAAAAACUCCCCUACUGUUUUUGACGAGGCCCUAAGCCGGGACCUACUAGAAUUCCGAGAAAAACACCCCAAAGUUACUGUCCUCCAGUAUGUGGAUGACAUCCUCCUUGUGGCAGAAUCUCCCAAAGAGUGCCAGAAAGCAACAGAGGAGUUGUUGAAAAACCUCGGGCUGUUAGGAUACCGGGUGUCAGCAAAAAAGGCACAGCUUUGUGUUUCACAAGCCUCUUAUCUUGGGUAUAAUAUAAUUGAAGGAAAGAGAACAUUGUCUGAUAAACGUAUUCAAGCCAUUCUCCAAAUUCCAGCACCCCAGACAAAGCGACAAGUCCAGGAGUUUCUAGGGGCGGUUGGGUAUUGCUGGCUAUGGAUACUUGGGUUUGCCGAAAUAGCCCGCCCUCUUUAUGCCAGUACUGGGGGGAAGGGCGCAGAACUAACUUGGAGGGAGGAAAGGGCUUUCCAGACUCUAAAAAAGGCACUUACCCGAGCUCCAGCCUUAGCACUCCCAGAUCUCAGAAAACCAUUCCAGCUGCAGGUAGCCGAGGCACAAGGGAUAGCAAAGGGAGUGUUAACACAGCACUUAGGGCCAUGGAAACGGGUUGUGGCUUAUCUUUCAAAGCGCCUCGAUUGGGUUGCUGCAGGUUGGCCUAACUGCCUCCGGGCCAUUGCAGCCACCGCCCUGCUAGUUAAAGAAGCCUCUAAGCUCACCUUUGGGCAAGAACUGCAAAUCAUCGCCCCCCAUGCAGUCGAAACCCUCCUCAAAACCCCCCUGGACAGGUGGCUCUCUAACGCAAGAAUUACUCAAUACCAAGUUCUUCUCCUUGAUCCAUCCAGAAUAAAGUUUCUUCAAACCUCAGCUUUAAACCCAGCUACUUUGCUGCCAGAGAAUAAUCCCAGCCAACCCAUUCAUAACUGUGUCAAAACCUUAGCAGCAACCACCAACCUGUGUGAAGACGUAACUGACCUGCUACUUCAAGACCCAGGUGAAACUCUCUAUACUGACGGGAGCAGUUUCAUUCAAGACGGGAUUAGGGUCGCUGGAGUGGCAGUAGUAACGGCCCCUAAGGUAAUAUGGGCCCAAGCCCUAAACCAUGGGAUGUCUGCACAAAAAGCUGAGCUAAUAGCCCUCACCCAGGCUCUCCGAUGGGCCAAGGAAAAGGCGGUGAACAUCUACACAGACAGCCGAUAUGCGUUCGCCACCACACACGUGCAUGGGGCCAUCUAUCAGGAAUGCGGCCUCCUAACCAGCAGGGGAAAAGACAUUAAAAAUGCCUCAGAAAUACUAGAGCUUUUAACAGCCCUUUGGCUUCCCAAAGCAGUAGCCAUAAUCCACUGCAGAGGACAUCAAACUUCAAAUACACCCGAAGCAAAGGGAAAUGCUUUUGUAGACCAGACAGCCAAAGAAGUGGCCCUAAAACCAGUGGGACCCCUCCAAGUGUUGCCCCUCCUACCACCCCGGGUACUAAAAGCUGUUCCAACUUACUCAGACUCUGACAUUUGUCUAGGUCAAGGACUUCAAGCUAGAGAAGAUCCAGAGGGGUGGAAAGUCUUCCCCAACUCUAGAAUCCUCCUACCAGAGGCACUGGGAAGAGACUUAAUUUUAAAAAUGCAUCAGAGUACACACCUGGGAGGGACAAAAUUAGCUGAAUUGCUAAAAACUGACUUCUACAUACCUAAGCUUUUUCAGGUAGCAAAGGAGGUAAGCAGAAGAUGUCACGUCUGCGCCCAAGUUAACCCAAGCCAUGUAAGUACCCCUGCUACCCCCGGCCACCGCCUAAGAGGUCAGCUCCCAGGAGAGCAAUGGGAAAUAGACUUUACAGAACUGCCUCCUGGACCAGGGGGAUAUAAGUACUUACUUGUGCUGGUGGACAUCUUCUCGGGAUGGGUUGAGGCCUACCCAACUCGGUCAGAGUCAGCUCAGGUAGUAGCUAAGAAAUUAUUGGCUGAAAUUGUCCCUCGGUUUGGCCUACCAGUAGCAAUGGGGUCUGACAAUGGUCUGACUUUUAUAGCCCAAGUUACCCAAAACUUGGUAAAAGCAUUAGGAAUCAAAUGGAAGCUACACUGCGUCUACAGACCGCAAAGCUCAGGACAGGUAGAAAGAAUGAAUCGGACACUUAAGGAAACCCUCACCAAACUUAAAUUAGAGACUGGCGGAAACUGGGUGAGCCUCCUUCUGUUUGCCUUACUUAAAGCUAGGUGUACCCCUUAUGUAAAAGGUAUUACUCCAUAUGAAGCCAUGUUCAGCAGGCCACCCCCGCUCCUCCAAGUUAGGGGAGGAGCAGCUUGCCUCCCUAACUCUGAACUUCUCAAGUCCUUACAGGCUUUACACUACAACUCCAAAAACAUCCAUCACGUCAUCCGCGCCCACCACCCGAAACCUGACACCGUGGAAGGAGAAAUCCCUACUGCUGAACCUGGUGAUUUAGUGUGGAUCAGAAAAAGGAAUCCCUCCUCCCUCGAGGCACGCUGGGCUGGGCCUUAUCAGGUAAUUCUAAGUACACCGACUGCCGUGAAAGUCACAGCUGCAGCGACAUAUGCCAUUAUGCUGACUCUAGUAACAAUGCUAGCCGCCGAGAACCCCCAUCAAGCCACUAAUUAUAUGUGUCAGUUAACUCGCACCAUUGAUGGAACAGUGGUCAGCCAGAUUAGCACCCCGGCAGCCCUAAAUUUGUUUUUGACCUAUGUAAACUCUUUGGGAGAAUCUGGAAUCUACCAGAAGCUCUGA